Messenger RNA from Aspergillus novofumigatus IBT 16806, 1533 nucleotides. RefSeq lists its product as uncharacterized. The transcript is spliced from 3 exons. NCBI's taxonomy places the organism in Eukaryota, Fungi, Ascomycota, Eurotiomycetes, Eurotiales, Aspergillaceae. The coding region runs from base 1 to 1533 and encodes 510 amino acids. The record is from RefSeq and is a predicted model, not a curated record.
AUGUCUGACGGCAUCCACACCUACACUGGGCCUUGGAUCAACUGGUCAGAAGGUGCAAUCCAAGGAGCCACAUUGACCUUGUCGCAGAAACAUGCAGGCGUCCUGAGUGCUUUUCUGGCCAUCCUCGUUUCCUUUGCCGGGACCUUGUUUUGGAGUAUUCUAAGCUUUCUCAUUCAUCAAGCCUAUACCACGGAGCCGACAAAAGGGCAAGAUGCACUGCACGCCCAGCGCCAGAUCAUCCUUCGCAACAAGACGGCGGCCGGUGCAGCUUGGGCUUUGAUCAUGCUGCCCUUUGAGAAUGGGCGAACGGCAUCGCGAGUUAAGACCAUUGGACGGUCCCUACCAUUGGCGAUAUUGGCCAUUCUCAAUAUCCUUCUAUUCAGUGUGUCUGGUCUGUUUACAAGCUACAUCACCAAGACCGCUGGCAAGUCCACAAUCAUCAUCGGCCCAGGUUGUGGGGGGUUCACCUAUGACACCUCAGAUUCCAUCAUGAACUCAAAAUCAUUGCAGGAUACCUACGAAGCCGCGACCUAUGUCCGUCAAUGUUAUCAGGGGAGCCCAUCGGGGCUCGUGUGCGGGACAUACGCCCGCCCAAGCAUACCGUUUACCACGAAUCAGAACGCGACCUGCCCUUUUGCGUCCGAGCUAUGCGCUUACAACGAUCGAUCGGCAUUUGAAAUGGACACCGGCCUCCUCGAUUCGCAGACAGACUUUGGCAUCAACGCGCGGCCGAAAGACCGGAUUAAGUUCCGACGGGUGACGACUUGCGCACCAGUCAAACAUGGGUCCGGCCUAGGGACAGUCCAGAACGACUCGACGUACGGUGAACUACUCUAUAUCAAUGCUGGAUUAAAAUAUUAUAUGGGCCAACCGUAUACAAACUACACCUUCAUAUACACCCCCAGCCCACAGGUGGAUGGGAUAGGGUACACCCUGAGCACUGUCUUUGCCAAAGGCGACACAACGGGCCUCCUGACGACGACUCGAACAUGGGUCCCAGAUCCAAGGAUCAAUCAAACCGACGCCGACAUUUCUAUGAUGAUGCUAAAUCAGAACGGUGUCAUGUACUUGCAACCGAGCUUUGAUCCCUGGAUCACAGCUGACGUUGAGAAUAAUCUCAGCGUGGAGAACACGACAUACAGUAAGACACUGUGGUCAAAGAGCUAUGAGGCGAAUCUUCUGGUUUGUGUGGACCAGUAUCAAGUAUGCAACCCAAGCAGAUCUGGUGAUUCCGGCUGCACCAAACUUGGUAGCCAGAUGAGUACAUUCCUGUCUGCUUUUCAGACUGAUGGUGCGACUCCAAUUCUGGGUUUCAAUGUGGCCCAGCUUACAACUGUCGCCCGGUUUCUCUCUGCAAACACUGAUCGAAGUAUGUCUUCCAACGUGAAUGGACGAGGAGGAGCUGCUUUGAACGCUAAUGAACCCUCUCCUUGUCCAAGCGUCCAUGAUGGCCUACAUGAAUCUGAAUGCAUACCUUCCACCGAAUCAAUGGCAAGUCGAGGUCUCAACGUGGUUUGCCACCUCGUUGGCUAA